Molecule: messenger RNA, 645 nt
Organism: Aspergillus niger
Lineage: Eukaryota; Fungi; Ascomycota; Eurotiomycetes; Eurotiales; Aspergillaceae
Exons: 5
Coding region: 1-645 (214 amino acids)
Source: RefSeq, a predicted model, not a curated record
AUGGAGCAAAUUCAAGAGCUCAUACAUGUUCAACCGGGUGUAUCAUCUGCGUCGCACGAAGAUGAUCGUCUAUCAGCUCGCUAUGAUUUUCUGUACUACCUCGACCAACAAGACGACAUCCAAAAUCAUCAUCCCGGAAUUUACGUCUACAACAACGACUUCAUCGGCGCCGCAUCAUACAACAUCUUCGUCGGAAUCGCCGUCGCAUUCAUAUUCGGAGGAGCGUUCUUCUUCGAUUUAUUCUGGCCGGAACGUCACGAGAGUCGCUCUGUCCGGUUGGCGUGGAAGAUUUGUGCCGUAAUUGUGUCGGUGAUGAUGCUGAGUUCGGCCCUGACCAUGACGAUCAUCACAGCGACAGGAAGUGCUCGCAUCGAUGGAACGGAUGCGUCAACGGCGCGGAAGUUUUGGGAAGAAUCGAUGAAGAAGCCUGCUUUGAAAUAUCAUACCAACCCAAGGGCGAUCGCAUCCGCUGUUCUGGCUUGGCCGGGGUGGGUAUUUACAACAGUCAGUACCGUUAUUCUCUUCCUGUCGCAGCGCCACGAUGAUCAGUAUGGGCCCAAGUCAGCCUACGGUCGGCAACUGGGCAGUGCUGCGGAUACAGGGGAGAGUACAACUACGGAGGAUAAAGUCGUCAAUGGUGUAUAA